Molecule: messenger RNA, 1830 nt
Organism: Aspergillus heteromorphus CBS 117.55
Lineage: Eukaryota; Fungi; Ascomycota; Eurotiomycetes; Eurotiales; Aspergillaceae
Product: PP2C family serine/threonine-protein phosphatase
Exons: 3
Coding region: 370-1830 (486 amino acids)
Biological process (GO): protein dephosphorylation
Molecular function (GO): protein serine/threonine phosphatase activity
Source: RefSeq, a predicted model, not a curated record
CUGUGCUUUGUAAAUAGGUUACCUGGUAUGGUAAACUAUUUCAUUCAAGUUAAAUUGAAGGCCAGUAAGUAUUCCUCGAGAAUUGAAGUCCAUUGACCCAAUGAUGUGAUGCAAUGCAAAUGAUCCCCUGCGCCCCUUCCCAAAGGGGAAAAAGAGUCACGUGGAUCCUUUGUAUACGACGCGACAACUGCAGGCAGCCUCACCUGCUUUCUCCCUUCCACGUAGCCAGGUCGAGUCUGCUAUUCACGCAGACUUCCAGCCUUCUUAUUCUUACCGCCGAUUGAACAGAGUAGAUAUCCAAACUGUGCUGGACUCGUUUUCACCCCCGCCUCCCUUUAUAACGUUUAUAACUAGAGCAACCUAGCAACUAUGCUGUCCCGGGGCAUAAUCGGGGCCCGAACGCGUCUAGGCCGCGUUCCCAGGUCAAUCGUGCGGACGUAUGCCACAAAUAUCUGGACACGAAGGGGCCAGCCCUCGAAGUUUAUGAGAAACGUGGCCAUAGCCGGGUGCGUCGGCAUACCGAGCAUCUGGUGGAUGACAACAAGGGACCGCAAAAAUGAUGAGGAUGUGCUACCCCCUGAUAAUGUGCCCCGUCUCGACAGUCCGCCGACGGAGCGUCUGGUCUUCGAGCCGGGUCCUGGUAGAGGCGAAGUGACGCGCAUGCUUUCGGAAAAUGCAUGCUCUUUCGGAGUCCAGGAUGUGCCUGGCGUCGUGCGGUACGAUCUCACGCAAGUGGCGUCUAAUAGCCAGUGCGAGGACCGAUUCGUGCAUGGCAAGAUUCCGUCGCCGUGGGGUGACGGGAAUCAGUGGAUGGCGUGGGGUGUUUUCGACGGACAUGCGGGCUGGCAGACGGCGGAGUUGCUGAAGAAUCAGCUUGUGCCGUUCGUGCGACACAGCUUGGGCCAGGUGGAGUUGUGCGAGAAGGAAAAGCCCGCCCCCGUGGAGGUGGUUCAAUCCGCUAUUGUGGAUGGGUUCGUGAAUUUUGACAAUUGUCUUGUCAGGUCGGCUCUGGGGAUAUUUGAGAGCGAUAGUUCGCUGCAGGAUAAGAUGAAGAGACUGGCUCCUGCGUGGGCGGGUUCAUGCGCCCUGCUAUCCCUGUACGAUCCGGCCACAAGCAUCUUGCAUGUGGCGUGUACUGGCGAUUCAAGAGCCAUCUUCGGGCACAAGGGCCCAGACGGCAAUUUGGAAGUAAUACCCUUGUCAAUAGACCAGACUGGCCACAACGAAGAUGAGGUGGCUAGGCUCUCCCGUGAGCACCCUGGCGAAGAAAACAUAGUCAAAGAUGGAAGGGUGCUAGGGCUAGCAGUCUCCCGAGCCUUCGGCGAUAGUCAGUGGAAAUGGCCUCCGAAAUUCCUGAAGGAUGUGUCCCGCGCGUUUUAUGGCCUACCACCCCUGACGCCACGUUAUGAGGUUCUAACGCCGCCAUAUUUGACAGCGGAGCCAGUGGUGACAAGUAUCAAGAUCGACCCGACCAACGCUUCGUUCGUAAUCAUGGCCACGGAUGGCCUGUGGGACAUGAUGACCAACCAGCAAUGUGUCGAUUUGGUAGCCAAAUGGUUAGAAGAGCAGUAUACUGACCCCGAGCCAACGUACGAUUCCUUCAACUUUAGUCGCUUUUGGACUGACACCCCGUGGAAAUACGAUGAGUCGAGAACAACAGUUGAGGACGAUAAUGUUGCCGUCCAUCUGGUGCGCAAUGCCUGGGGCGGAAACCAUCAUGAAUUGCUGGCCGGCCGUCUGGCCUCAAGUCCGCCAUUCUCCCGGCGUGUGCGAGAUGAUGUGACUGUACAGGAUGGCCAGGAAGAUAAGGGGGACCUUUCUCGUGAAUGA